GGGUAGCGUCCAGGGAGACCACUCCAUGGUGCUUCGUGGCUGUUUCCACUCUCCCUUCCUACUCCCUGAGAAAAUAUCCUUCCAGAACCAAUCUCAAGCAAGAUCUAUAAUUCCUGAGCUUCAACUGCCGAUUUUUUGUAUAUUGAUAUGUUUUGAGACAGAAUCUCUGUACAGUACAGAUGGGGCCCGAACGCUCGAUCUUAGACUAUAAGGACAUGAAGGACAGUAGUCGUUCCAAAAGCCCCCAGUCACUGCACAAGGUCUGGCAGUCAGGAAUGAGGCUCGGCCCCUUUAAGUCCCAACUGGGAACGCCUCGGGCUAGCCGCACGGUUCCGGGAUCUGUUAACUGGGAAAGCCAGUGCUGCAGCGACCUCCAAGCUCCUGUCCUCGAGGUGCCCCGCCCUACGCGCCUUGCCGGUUGCUUCCUGGAGCUGCAGGGCCCACGGAAAAUGAGCCGCAUCUACCACGACAGCGCCCUCCGCAACAAGGCGGUGCAGAGCGCGCGCCUGCCGGGGACCUGGGACCCCGCCGCCCACCAAGGGGGAAAUGGCGUCUUGCUGGAGGGAGAGCUCGUGGAUGUAUCUCGGCACAGCAUCUUGGAUGCCCAGGGCAGGAAGGAGCGCUAUUAUGUUCUGUAUAUCCGGCCCAGUCGUAUCCACCGGCGGAAGUUUGACCCCAAGGGAAAUGAAAUUGAGCCCAACUUCAGUGCCACCAGGAAGGUGAACACAGGCUUCCUCAUGUCAUCUUACAAGAUGGAAGCCAAGGGCGACUCAGACCGGCUCACCCUGGAGAUGCUGAAGGGCCUGGUAAACAAGCCGGAGCUGCUGGAGUUGACAGAGAGCCUCACCCCAGACCAGACAGUGGCAUUUUGGAUGCCCGAGUCAGAGAUGGAGGUCAUGGAACUCGAACUGGGGACUGGAGUGCGGUUAAAGACUCGGGGUGACGGCCCCUUCAUAGAUUCCUUAGCCAAACUGGAACUGGGGACAGUGACCAAGUGUAAUUUUGCUGGUGAUGGAAAGACGGGAGCAUCCUGGACAGACAAUAUCAUGGCCCAGAAGUCUUCAGAGAGGAACACGGAGGAGAUCCGAGAGCAAGGAGACGGGGCGGAGGAUGAGGAAUGGGAUGACUGAGGUGCCUCCCCCCCACCAGCAUCUGGGAUGGUGUCUCGGAGAAGUGGCCACACCAACUUCUACCUUGGAGAGAUCAGUCUGUCAAGAUGAAUACCAUUCAACACACUGAUGAAAUCAAAUCCAAGACCUCAAUACUCACCAAGGGCCUCGAGGCCACAACUUUUGUAUGUCUGUGUCUCUUUGGAUGCAAGGCUGGCUUUCCUAGACCCAUCUCCAGUAUUCCUUUCCAGAGGUGGUGGACAUGUACUGGUACGUGUACUCCAAGGUACACGAUUGACAAAGGCUCCUUGUCUGAGUCCAGAAGGGCUCUGGGGGUAAGAGAGUUGACGCCUUCCA
Messenger RNA from Apodemus sylvaticus (European woodmouse), 1466 nucleotides. It is a transcript of the gene Arpin, whose product is annotated as actin related protein 2/3 complex inhibitor. The transcript has 6 exons. The record is from RefSeq and is a predicted model, not a curated record. Gene Ontology annotation, biological process: negative regulation of actin nucleation. NCBI's taxonomy places the organism in Eukaryota, Metazoa, Chordata, Mammalia, Rodentia, Muridae. Bases 180 to 1130 code for a protein of 316 amino acids.